Molecule: messenger RNA, 36995 nt
Organism: Pelobates cultripes (western spadefoot toad)
Lineage: Eukaryota; Metazoa; Chordata; Amphibia; Anura; Pelobatidae
Source: the annotation of a GenBank genome assembly
CACUCCUAGCCAAGCUCAAAAAGCGAGAAAAGCCGACUAAACCCGUUUGUUCGCCCGGGCUCCCCAAUACACAGGAGGACAGAUCGGAUUUACUGUCCCAACUAGAAAGUCCAGUUCCACCGACACAGGACGAGAUGACACAAGACUACGACAAGUAAGUGAACCUGGCUGAGAGUCCAGUAGAACCGGUGUGUUUAUCCUGAGCAGGGGAAUCCACUGAGUGCAAUCCGGGUUCCUCACCUGACACCCCUUCCACUCACUCCCACUCCCCAACCCACCUGCAUCAGCUGGCUUUUACAGAUCUGAAUUUUAUUUCUUGAUUUUCUUAUUAUGGGACUUGGGGUAGCCAGACUGGGAGCUGUUUGAUGUACAGAUUAAUUCCCCAUCUGGUUCCUGGAUCCCAGAUUGGGAUGGGUUUUUAUUUGUAUUUAUUGAUACUGAUUAACCCUGGAUGGGGUGCUGGAUUGUGGGGAUCUUUGUUUGGGAUGGGGCAAACCCUGCACCCUACUAUGGAACAGGUGCUAUUGCUGCACCUGUUACAGUCCCAAUAGCUCUCAGUCUGACACGGGCUGGGUUCCAUUACACAGUGUAUAGUGCUACAUUGUAUAACUGACUUUCUCAUCACCCUCAGCCAACUUGCUGAAAUUGGCGUAACUAUAGUAAACACUCUCCUUUAUGGAAGAUCGGUUUUGUUGGGGUUCGUUUUUUGUAUUGUGUGUGUGUGUUUUUUUUUUUUUUUUUAUGUAUGUAUGUUAUUUUGGACCUUGUUCUGUGAUCUGUCGCUAAUAACUAGAAAUCUCAGUAAACGCCCACCAGGCAGCAAGCCCUAUGCAAACAGGAUCACCUGAAGUUUCAUGUGACUUAUCCUGAGAAUAGGGGCUUCUUGUAUUCAGUAAAGGAGGGCAGGUGCAUUGAAAUGGCUCCUUAGUGGCAGUAUCGCUGCUCAGUGCAUACAAACUGUCUGUUAAAGGAUCCCUGGCGCGCUCACUGCGCUCUGUACAAUAGCUUACAGAGUGUGUUUGUAUAAGGCCUGUUAGUGAGUGUAUGAUCUGCUCUGUUAUAGAGAUAAAUGAGCCAAGCAUUGAAAUAAUGUAUACAUAGUAUAGUGUGAAAUGUGUGCAUGGAAAUAAUGUAUGUGUAUACCCAAUAGUGUAAAUAAGAGCCACAAUGUGGAAAUAACUGCUGUAUGGAAAUGUAUAUAAACUACAGUGAGAUUUCUUUUGUUUUGUUUUUUUAUAAAAAAAUUGUAAUUAAUUUUUAAUUUUUUUACAUCAACUGUUCCUUAUUGAUUUAAUUAGACAUACCCUCCUUGUUAUCUCACAGUAGGAGUCUAUGGCAGGGUGGUCAUGAGGUAGACCCCCCACCCCUAUGUGAACUACAAUUCUCAAGAUGCUUUAGACCGGCUAAGCAUGAUAGGAGUUGUAGUUAUGCAACAUCUGGAGUCUAUUUCUCAGCCAGCCUAGUCCUGUGACAUUUUCUUGGGGUUGCAGUAAAUUUCUAUUUGGGGACACAGGCUGAGAUGUAAUGUGAUACCUGUUAGGCGUUGGUCAGACUAAAAAGAAUAGAUUUAGCAUGAUUAUCUCUACUAGCUGUCAUUGCCCCCAAAUCCUUAGACACUAACAAACACUGGCUGGGAAGACAGGGAGUUUAUAUCCCUAAAGCUCCCCUCCAGCUGAGUGUUUACAUAGCCUUUUCUAAUGCAUGCUAUAACUGAAGCCAACAGCUUUCUUUUCCAUGCUGUGAGAUUAAAAAAGGUACAUAGUCUGUGAUGGAGACAGAGCAUUAACAAGGCAUCAUUAAGUCACAUGACACACCUAGUCUUUAUACUAAUGCCUUCAAUAUUUGAGGCUUAUUUACACAAAAUGGCUGUCUGCCUGUGAACACUACAUUAGAGGGGGGAACAAGGCUGCUUUUAUAAAAUGACUAAGUGGUUGUAAAUAAAUAUCUAAUGGGUUCUGACUGGUACAUCACAGCUUUGUAAUAAACAUCAAACACCAAAAAAAAACAAGCAAAAAUAAAAUAAAAAGGCAAACACUUCUUUUUUUCAUUCUCUCUCUCUCUUUUAGUCUUGCAACUGUCAGCUAAACAUUAUUGGCAACAUAAUUAUAGAGUAGCAGGUAAUUUGUCCUUUCUGAGCCAGCAGUGCAUUAGUCAGCAUACGUAUAUGUGGUAUUGACUGUGUUGGUAUUUAUGAUAGUACAUAGGGGUUUUGAAUGCGUGCAUAAUUUUUUUUUUUUUUUUGUAAAUUCAAAUUAAACUGGUCUUAUUGUGUUUUUUGUUUAUUAAACCAGGACACGUAGGGAAAUAAUAAGGAAAUCACAAAUCCUGCGAUUAUGUAGCCAAAUUGGAGUUUAAAAAAGAAAAUAAAAAAAAUCACUCUAAAUUAGCAACUUUUCCAGCUGUGCUCUUUUUUUGCCUAAAAUUUCUCCAUGAGCCUGGUUCAAUGAAUAAACUCAAAUGUUUCAUGCAAAUAGUUUCCCAAUUUUUUUUUUUUAUUUUCCUUUCCAGUUCAUUUUUUGUUAUUUUAACAUCAUAUUAAGCCAACAUUUCACAAUCUUCCUUCAAGUUGUGUGUGUGUGUGUGUUGGAAAUGAACUGAUGCCAAAUCAUGGAUGGCGUACUGUUCUGUAAAAUAUAAUUCUGGCUCCUUUCGUCCCUUUUUAAGACAGCAGAUUACCUUCCAGGCAUUUGUGCAUUUUUAACUGUAUGCUCCAAUGGGAGGGGCACUCUACAAGCACCUGUUGCUUUAAUAGUGUAUAAAACCUUACCUGUGGAAUAACACUAUUCUAAAAAGUAAAGUAGAACAGUAACUGACUGCUAAGGUGAUCACACUUUUGUCCCUGUUUUGCCACAAAGACUGAUUUCUUUAUGGUGUGUGUAUUUUCUAUACAAAUUUGCAUAUAUUACACAGACAAAUAAAAGCUAGUUAUCAAAAUUAUUAGAUGUUAUUCAUAUUAUCAGCGAUCUGAACAGGGACCCACCAAAGGGCAGGCUAAUUGAGCUGUUGUCCGUCCUCAGUACACUCUUGCAUCUUGCUUUUUGCUCUCCAUAAGUUUAAAGAGUAAUCCAGAUGUGGAACCCUUGCUCACAGUGCCUAGAGAGGUACCAUGCCUCACUAAUGGUGCCUAACAAGGUUGAAACGAUCAUCUGGGGUUGCUGUGUCUCUCGUGCAGAGAGAACUUGCUGGCAUUUUGGAUCUGGACUGCCUGUACGAGUGGGACCAGUCUGAUAUGCUUCAGCUAUGUUCCCUCUGUAAUGGCACAAGAUGAGCCAAAACCAGCUUGAGAUUUGAGCGGGGACCCACGGAAGGGCAGGCUAUUUUAGCUGCUGUCCGUUCUCAGUACUCUCUUGCGCCCUGCUUUUUGCUCUCCACUAGUUAUCAAAUGUAAUUAUUCAAGGAGGAAGCAAAUAAUAGGUUUAUUUUUAGAUUGAUGCCUGCCAUAUUGUUGCAUAACAAGAAUUAGGAAAUCUAGUUUUUUUCCCUAUAUUGUCACAGCCCAAUGGGGAAUACAUUUUUACAGAGGUGUAGGAUAUUUUUUUUUUUUUUUUAUUGCUUUUUAUAAAGGAUGUCAAGAAAAUUCACAGCAUUGACUUUUUUUUUUUUUAAUUUUCCAGUGACCUGUGACAGUCCUUGCCAUCAGUGAAUGGUCUACGCAAACCCUAGGCCAAAUUAAAAGGCUUUUCUUAUUAAUCUACAGCAGUUUUGUAAGGGACUACAGACCUUUUUAAAGUAGUUUCGCAUUCCAUGUCCGGGUAAUGUCUUUGCAUAAUAGAUUGUUACACUGACAUAGAAUAUCAUUGUUCCUUGGGAGGUUAGUUAACAACAAACAAAACACCAUUUAUUUAUAUAUUUUUUUGGCUCUCUAAGCCUAUGGAAUGCCUGUAUAAUUUUGUAUUUCACCCCCUCCCCGGUCUGUAUAUAUUGGACGUACAACUGAAAACCAGCAUUACAUCAGCAGUGCCCUGGGACAUUAAAUAUAGAACAAAACUUGCAUGUUUUUGCUAAGAUCACUUUCCUCGCAUGUAAGUUUAUGCCUUACAUUUCUUUGUUAUUCAUCAAUAGCUGUUGGGUUAUGUUGCUAUUGUGCUCACGGAGGUGGAAUGUGUUGUACGGGGUAGGGAGGUUGUGUAGCUACAAUCAGUUGGGCUUCAGAAUUGCAGCAGAUCAUGAGUGCAGUGUAAAAGGUCUGUUCACUAAAUGGUGAUUUAUAUAUUUGCAACAGCGUAAAAACAAAAUAAGUCCAAACAGCAAAUUGGAAAAUGUCCUAAUUUAAAGUACCAGUAGAACAAUAUGGUGGAAAAAAAGGUGGCUCCCCAGAUGUUGUUGAAUGACAACUCCCAUCAUUGUUGUAGAAUGUCAACUGCCUUUAGGCUGACAACAGUUGAGAAUCUACCUUUUUACCUAAACUUUGUUUGUUGUUUUUUAUGAAGCCAAGGAUGAUAAAAAAAAAAAGUGUCUCUUGCAGGGUUAACAGAGAGAGUUUGUCACCUUGCAAUAUCACUGGCCAUUGCCACUAUAUCUACAGCUGACAGUGUAGUGGCAGUGAUUUUGCUCAGCGUAAUAUUGGGAGAAUUGUCAGUGUUCUAGUCUAAAUAGUGGUACGAAAAAUAUAAAAAAGGAGGAAUCAGAAUGUAAUUGUUGGUUUCCAUGGUGAUUGACCCACUUACUACUUUUUAUAACAGAACACUUUUUGAUACAUUUCCCCCAUGGUGUCUACCGGUUGUUCUAGUAUACACUUGCAGACAGCAAAAGCUUUUUCAGAAUUUGCUGUUUAAAAAUAAUUAAUCUAAAAAUAUAUAUAUAUUCUAUAUCUGAGCGCAAUAUUUUCGGUUUACUAUCUUAUAGCAGCUCAGUGGAGCAGCCUGCCUUUUGGGUUAGCUCUUACUCUCCCAAUGCCCAAGUAAGCCGCCAUGUAAGCGAUUACAGAUAUGGUUUGUUUAUAUAAGGCAAUAAGGAAAGUCACCCGAGUGAUAACCCCUACAUUAAAUACUUAUUUUGAGAUUAAAAGCUUAUGUCUUUGGUUUUUUUUUAAAUUAGUUUGGCUACAUCUCCGCACGUUAUAAUUUUUCAUAUGUCAAGUGAUCCUUCUACAUAUACUAAUUUGUCUUCCAGAAUACUUGAUUAUGAAUGAGGCUAUCUUAAUUUUUGUAGUGUUGGUUAUUUGUUAGUGUUAGGAAAAUAUAUUAUUUUAGAAUGCAGCAUAUGAAUGCAAAAGUGUAUCGAUUUUCGAAUUUUCUUUUUUUUUUUUUUUAAUUGUUGGAAAAUUAUUAAAAUGACACAGUGACAAUACAUUGUUUAUUUAAAUCAUGUGUAAAUAUAGAACAUAUUCUUUUGUUAAAAGUACCUUUUCAUAUUUUUAUUACCUCCCUCCCCUCCGCUUUACUAAAAAUAAAUACAUUUUAUAUUGGAUAACGCAUUAUUUUCUGGUUUCUACCCGCAUACUUUUCUGGCAAAAAUUUAACAUUUGUGUUCUAAUUUCUUAUAGUCCUUUCAUUUGCAUGAUAAUCAAAAAUCUCAAAACAGUUGACCUGUGUAUGGUUUCACUGCUACCUCUGGGACUAUAAUUCACCAUACUAUGACUAAUGCUAAUCUUAUAACUGGGAGUGACUGAGAACUCUAUUGCAGUCAUUGCUGGAUUUGCGACAAUUAGACAAUUAUAUGCAACCCCCUCUACCACCAACACACUUAGAUUAGGAAUAAAAACACAGCAUGUGAGCAAAUUGGGGGAGUGUGUGUGUUUGUGUGUGUGUGUGUGUGUAUAAUAUAUAUUUGUACGAGAGUUUUAUUAGAAACAGCAUUUAACGGAGGUUAUGAAUGAUCCUCUGUGUUCAUUAUCGGCUAUCUAGAAGUUAAUUUAAUUUGUGUUAAAAAAUAGCGCUUCAGUUAUUUAAAUUGAAUGUAUCAAAUGCCUUUUACGUUCAAUUUAAAAAACAAAAAUUGUACUAGAAAACGUUUUGAGUAACUGUAACUGUUUUGUGUUUUGCAUGUACUGUAGUUUGAAAUUCUUGAUGGAUUUUAUAUUAAUUUCAUUAUCAGAGAACAACAUCUUUCAGUUGGCUGACUUUUAUUGUUCUGAGCACUGCUAUGUUUUUGAUGUGCUAAUUGGUUUAAGUGCAAUGCUUCAAUGGGACAAUAUCUGCAUGGAACUUUAGAAACUGUUAAACAUUUAAAAGGGAAUGGGUUUUUUUUUUCUCUCUCUCUCUCUCUCUCUCUCUCUCUCUCUCUCUCUCUCUCUCUCUCUCUCUCUCUCUCUCUCUCUCUCUCCCCCAUUUAACAUUUAGUAGCAUUCUUGUAUUGUUUUUUGUUUUUGUGUUUUUGUUUUUUUCUCUAACAAAUAAAAAUCAAAACUUGUAAGUAGCUACAGUAAUCGUAACUAAUUAGUUUUAAAAAUAACUAAAUAAAACACAUUAGUUUUAUAUACAUAGAAAUGAUUAGCUUCCAUGUAGCCAUAAUGAUUCCUACCUGCAAUGAUGGGAUUAGUUGUUUAAUAUUUAAUAUUAAACAUUAAGAACGGAUGCACAGGGGACUUCAGGCACCAUAACUACUUUAAUGAGAAAUGGCUAUGGUGUUUACAGUGUCUCUUUAAGCUAUAUUUGAUUAGUGCACUUUCAUACAUAGCUGUCAAUCUAUCGAAGAGAUGCUUACUCAUUGGAAAAAGUGCAUAGUUUACACACUAAAUGGUUUUAAAAAAAUAAAUAAAAAUUUAACAUUUUGUCAUGAAUUUUCCAUGGCUCUAUCUACUCUAUUUCUAAUAGGACUAAUAUGGUUGCCAUAGUAACAUUACCAGUUCCCCCAACCCUCCUUUUAUCCCCUCUUGGUUACAUUUCCACAUCUUUAGUAAAUUGUUUAUGUAUUGCUCUGAAUAAUGGGCUCUAGUUGUCAAACGAAUAGUAAAAAGUACAACUUCUUUCUUGUAGCAAAAGGCCUGUAUUAGUUCUCCAGAAUGAGGCAAUGUAUCAACAGAGGAGAUCCUACACUACUGAAGACGAGGCCUGGAAGUCUUUUCUAGAAAACCCACUGACUGCGGCCACCAAAGCCAUGAUGAGCAUCAAUGGAGACGAGGACAGUGCAGCAGCCCUGAGUCUUCUCUACGACUACUAUAAGGUGCUCAAGAUAAGGAACUGACGAUGAUACUGUAUCUGUUACAGAAAUAAUUGAUCAUUUUUGAAACCUUGGAUUUAGACAUGUCUGUAGACGUAAUUUAACACAAACACAAUAGAAUCGAAUGAGUCAUGGCUUUCAAAACACUUUGAAGGGUAGUAUUGGUAAUGCAUGCCUGGACUAGCAACCUUGGAAAAUAAAGGGUUAAACACCUGUCAAAGUAGAACAUCUGCUUCAUAGCAAAGAUGAUUGUGCAAUGCAUGUAAGGAUUUUAAAAAUGAAACCUUUUUUUCAAAUAUAUUUAAAAAAAAAAAAAAAAUCUUUUAAUGAAUGCUCCGUUAUAGUGGUUUAAACAAAAGAAAAAUCCCUGAUUUGCAUGUAGCAGUCUGGGCCUAUUUUUGCAUGCACAGUUUUGCAUAAAACUUAUGUAUUUAUGUUUAAUAUGAAACCCACCAGGUUCCUAGAGAUCGGAGACCGUCCUCUGCAAAAACAGACCAUGAUCACACCGAAGUAGAACACAAUAAAAGGUUUGUUUCCUCCAAGAAUAAUAACUUAAAAUGCAACGCAAUCAUUUAUUUAUAUGUGAAAAUAAAUGUGUAACCUCUAUAGAGCACAAACAAAAAUCAGUGUGCUAGAAUUAAAGAUCCUGCACAUUUUACCAUCCACAGUAUUAUAAGGAACUAGAUUACUAAAUUACAACCUUUUAGUCUUGAAGGUUUUUUGGAUUUUUUUUUUUUGUUUAAAUUAGCAUAUUUUCUAUGGUGGUAAAGGUUUUUGUGAACCAUAAGGGAAUAACGUUGUCCGUUUACCAUAAAAUAUUUUUAUAACUUGAUCGCCACUUAUUUGGAUCAUUAUCUGCUGAACGUUUUGUCACGUUUUUCCCAUUUCCAAUCAAGUAAUCCAGCUGGCCCUAGAACCAACUUUGGUUCUGCAACAAUUCUUCUCUGAUCUUCAUCCACUGAUCUUUCCCAUCACAACCUUCUCACCAAGCAAGUGUACUUUAACACUUCACCCUUUCAACUACUCUAGAAAAAGCAGUUCCAAACGCAUCCAUAUUUUUUAACCCCGUAAGGACCAAACUUCUGGAAUAAAAGGGAAUCAUGACAUGUCACACAUGUCAUGUGUCCUUAAAGGGUUAAAUUACUACAACACCAGUCCUUCAGCUCAAAACAACCUAUCUAAACCACACUUUUUCCCCCCUCACUAGAAGAUGCAGGAGUUUUUUGUUUGUUUACAUUAAUUUUAUAUUAAUCUUUCUUUUUAUUCAAAGGAGUGUGCUGUCGCAAUUGCCUGAACAACACUUAAUUUCUGCUGGAGAAAACAGAGUGCAAGUUCUGAAAACAGGAGUGCCUUUCAAUCUUCUGGUUCCUCUGAACAGCCAACAUGACAAGCGAGUCCACCUGAGUUCCCCAGACACCACUGGCACGAUAUCCAUAACUUCCAUGCCAACCCAUGCAAUCAAAACUGAAUCACAGAGCCAUGGUUUUACAGUGGGCAUCCCACCAAAUGUCUAUCACUCUGAGCCAACAGAACGCAUUAUUAACUAUGACCGCAACGUUACCCCCGAUCACUAUAGCUCCAGCAGCCAGCCACCAAGUUCUCAAAGGAGAACACCAGAUUCUACAUUCUCUGAGUCUUUUAAAGAAGACGUACAAGAGGUAAUGGAACGUUUUAGACUUCCCAAGAUCUUCAUUUGUGAUGUUAAUGUGUGCUAGUUGCUGAUCAUCCAGAUGUAAUUAUAUAAUAAUCUGUAAUUCAAACACUUAGAUCAAUAAGGUAAGUUCAAUUAAUGGAACGAUAACAAUCGGUAAGAUUUAGGUGCAAAUCUUUGAGUAAGAUGGUAUGUGUUGUGAGAUGACAGCGGCUGCAUGCUCCAAGUUAACCCGAAUGUGUUGUUAAGAGAAGUAGUUAAUUGGGUAUUAUUGUUGGCAUUUAUAUAGCGCCAGCUUAUUCUGCAGAGAUUAACAGUGUUAUCAAAAGAAGAAUUUAACAACAAAUGAGAAGACGUUAACAAAUAUUGGCAGGAAUAAUAAAUUGAGCUUGCAGUCUUAAUAUAUCAAACAUGCACUAUUGCUGCUAUAAAAGAACAAAGUUUAAGAACAUGGCUUUCUACUACACUAUCAUUAGAUAGUGUUGUGUACUUUUAUUUUAUUUUUUUGUAUUUAUUUUUUUUAAAUAGUUUUUAUAUACCUAGGUAUGCUUCACCACUCAGUUUUCCAGGUUUUAUAUUAUUUGUUCUAACAAAACUAUUCUUAAUCUUGUACUGUCACAGCUCAGGUUAAAGUAAAGGUACAUUAAUGUAGAAAAAAACAAACAUGUCAUUUUUAUAUUUUCUUGUAAACACUGCUAGCACGUUUUACGAGCUUGUGUAUUAAAACAUAUCUGCACAGGCUGAGCUCGCCCUGUGAUGGAAAUCUCUGUACCAGUGCUGAGCGGGGAACCUCAGCACAAGCCAUUUGCUGCGCCAAAGCAAACAAAAAGAUAACUAAUCUCUGCCUUAUUUGCAUUUCAUUUAUCUUUUGUUGAGCCCUAUUUAUUUAUUUAAUUUUUUUUAUGUUUAAGGUGUUCUUUCCAUCUGACCUCAACAUCCGAAUGAACGGUAUAAACUCUGAAGACUAUGGUUUCGAUUCUGUUGCUGGGUAAUUUAAAUUUUUUAAAUUUUUUUUUUUGGUUUUUAAUAAAAAAAACAAACUAGUUUUACAUUUAUAAUCCUGAUGAUUAUAUUUCCAUACCAUAGAUUUACUAUUCAUUACUGUCACUUACUGGCUCCGUAUUGCAGUAAGUGAUAACCAUAUGGUGAGUUAAUGACCAACCUGCAAAGUUUAAGGCUAAAGCUGGUGAUGUUUCUUUAAAACACGGUUCAUUUUUAAAUUGGAUACUAUUGACUUUAAGUUUGUAAUUGAGACUUUAAUGCACUGGAUUUUAUUUCUUCAUGAGCCCCUGAAAUAAAACUGACAGCUGAAAAAACCUAAACACAAUUUAAUAAUAUUUUCAAUUAAUAAUAUAAUAUGACACAAAAUGACCAGGGUGUUUUAUGGUUCUUUUAUAGAUCACGUAUCCCUAAUAAAUAGGGGCUUCUGUUUUGUUUUUUUUCUUCAAGAUUCCCCACCCCUGUAAUCAUCCCGGCCCAAAUCUGUUGGUGCCUUAUCAGUGAAAGUGUUUUUGUACAAAAGUCACCUAUAUGGUAGACUUAUACACACUGAUGUGUGAAGUUGUCCUUUUACCAAACAGCCAUACCUCCUACACUCCUUGACCAGCUGGAAAGGGAAAUUAGUCACUGUUACUAGGUCCGUGGUUAAUGCCCCAACUGUCUUACCUUGCAAUCUACAAACAUUGACAAUGGUUACCUUUGAGAUGGGUGAUAGAUGCACCCCAGGAGAAGUUAGACAAAACUGAAUAUGCCCUUCCAGGUAACAUACUGUAAUAUAGUGUUGUUAUUGUAUAGACCUGACCCUGACUUCUUUUGUUGCUAUUUUUUUUUUUUUUUUUUUUAGGAAUAAUUUUGAAUAUACACUUGAAGCCUCAAAGAGCCUCCGACCGAAGCCUGGAGACAGCACAAUGACCUAUCUGAACAAAGGCCAGUUUUAUCCCAUUACACUAAAAGAAAUCAGUGGGAACAAAGGAGUUCACCAACCAAUCAGCAAAGUUCGGGUAAGGUGUAUUCCUCUUAGAAUGUUUGUUUAUUUUACACCAACACACACACCUUCCAUGGAAUAUUAAGGAUUAAUGCAAACUAGAGUUUGUCUACAAAGAGCAUAUACCCCACUCCACUUUUAGAGCUGUGAUUCGGAACUGCUUCUGUAUAUUAAAAUAUUAUUUACUUGUAUGCAACACCUACAAGUCUGUCUCUUACAUAGUAGUUCUGAAGGAUCUCCCAGAAUGCCUUGUUAAAUAUGCAAAUGAGCACCGGCAGGCAUUUGAUUUUAGACUCCAUCCCUCAUUUCUCCAGGUGCAUGUCGAUAUAGAGCGGUAUUUAUAAUGCUGCUUUUGAAACCAAACCAUGAACUGAUGUAUAAAUGGUAAUAUUAUAUAUUGUGUAAUGCAGCAUUCUGUCAGAUAAAUGCUUGUUUUCGUUGUUUUUACUGUCUUUUUUUUUUUUUCUGUAUUAAUCUGUGGACGCCCCACCAGUCUAAUCGAUGUUUUCUAUUCUCUCCUUCGUGUUUCAGAGUGUGAUUAUGGUUGUGUUUGCUGAUGAUAAAAGUCGAGAAGACCAGCUUCGUCACUGGAAAUACUGGCACUCCCGACAGCACACAGCUAAACAGAGGUGCAUCGAUAUCGGUAAAGUCCAACACGAAUACUGUGUAUAUAAUAUUAUGUGAGCAAGGAACACGACACCAUGAUCUGUUAUACACCAGUCACUGUAUUCAUGACCGGGGAGAUCGGGCAACUUUUAGCUUGGGGGCAAGGACAGAGAAAUGGCACUGAGAUUGCAGCUGCAUCCACAGUCAUUUCUCUGGAAUUUAUGCCACUGAAUAAAACUUUAAAAAUCACCUAUAAUUUGUUUUAACACUUUUUUUCCAUUAGACGCACUUUAAAUUUUAAAUUUAUAUUAAAAAAAUAAAAUAAAAAAUGUAGCCUUAACAAACGGUAUCAUAAGCCAGUCCAGACAGAGCAAAGUUAGGACAAACCUUGCAAAUGGGGAGUAGAAGUAGAAACGUUGUUUCACUUAUUUCUUAUUCCUAUUUUCUCUACGCUAGGUGCAAAGGACAGAGCUUAUAUCAAUUCUUGUCAGGGAGCUAAAAUGGGGGCACUCGGUUGCGGGGUAAAGAGGUGUGAAUCUCUACAUUUAAUUUACAUUUUCACACCUCACAAAUACAUAUUUCUUAAAUAUGAGAAUACAUAAAUAUAACUUAUUGGAAGUGACAGUUCCCCUUUAAAUCUGCAGGUUAAAGGAACAUUCAUGUUAUCCUAGCUAUUUAGAAUAUUGCCGCCCUUCACCCCAAGUAAUUCAUAGAUUUACCUGUUUACUUCCAGCAACCGCCAUGCCUCCUCUGGGAAGCAUUGAGGGGGCUGGUACGCAUGAUUGAAAAUAUCCAUGCGGUGUCCAUCAUCUCCUUCUAAAGGAUCCAGGAAGCCCCUCUAGUGGCUGUCCGAGUAAUGGCAGCUAGACAUUACUUCAAGCAGUAAUGUAAACACUGCUUUUUCUAAGAAAAGGCAGCGUUUACACUGUUCAGUCUGCAGACAGUCUCUUUGCCCAAGAACUUUUACAUUUGGCUGUAGUGGUUAUGGUGCCUUUAGUGUCCCUUUAAGAUAGAACCAGUAUAGUCUUUAAAAUUAUUUUCGGGCUUAAUUUUUUACUAGAAGACAUUAACAUUUUGUGAUGAGUGGAUUAUGUUCCAUGUUAAGCUCUGCUAUUGUUUUUACAGCUGACUACAAAGAGAGUUUUAACACCAUCAGUAAUAUUGAAGAGAUCGCAUAUAACGCCAUUUCUUUUACAUGGGACCUGAAUGAUGAAGGAAAGGUAUGGCUUACAAGCAUUUAUAUUGCCUCAUUUUAACUUUUGUAAUAUGAGGGUGUGUAGCAUUUAUGACGCCUCUACUCUGUAAUUAUCUGUGCUCUCCUUCUUCAUCAAUGUAUAAUCAGAUUUAUUAUUAAAAUGACUUGCUAACAAUCAGUUGGCCAAAAACAAUAGAUCUUUAGAGUGCCACUUUACGGCGCUGCAAAACACUUUGUGGUUGUGAUCAAAGAAAUGUGAUCCGAAUUAUUGCACUCCAGAGUUACGGAAUGCUACAUGCUAAUGUUCUGUGAAUGCGGACACAGGUUAUUUACUAAACUGUGCCUUGUUAUGGAAGUCCAGUGUGAAUUUUAGAUUUAGACUAAAAUAGCCAAACUGGAACCGUCUUUUUAUUUUUUGGGGGGGUGUAGGGAGAAUAUUUCCAGUUUGGCUAUUUUUGGCCUAAAACUUGAAAUUUACUCUGAAAUCUCAAUAAUUCACCCUGUCUGUGUGGUGGUGUUUUUUUUUGUUUUUUUGUUUUUUUUUGGGUUAAUUUGAAAUAUAUUGGGCAUUGUAUGGUGAGAUUAAUUAGAACUGGUAUAUUGGGUUAAUAUAAAUAAGGGGGGGUAAUCCUUUUUCAGUAGUUGUGCUGGGAAACAAAUGUAAUUGGGUAAAUUGUACACAUAGACUGUGUGGUUUUUAUUCAUCAUAAUGGCUAAAAGAAUUAAAGUAAUAAAUAGAGGUCUAUAGUAUAAACAGUAUUUUUAUAUGUAGCUUUGUUCUAGAGCAUUCAGGUUCUCAUGUGAAUAACUGCUAAAACUGAGCAGCUGCAGUUUCUUUAUUCUCAAAUGUCUGUUGUCCUUUACAUCCUGAUAAAAACCCCAUAGACCAAGGGGGUACUCUGGCCAUCAUUGAGUGUCAUGCAGUGAGUUUAAGCAUGCGUGGGAUAGGCAGUCAUAAGGCUAUCCUAACUAUAAGAUAAGACUAGGGACUAAUGAAAUUAUUUAGAAAAUUGGGCAGACUAGAUGGGCCGAAUGGUUCUCAUCUGCCGUCACAUUCUAUGUUUCUAUGAGAUUGCAAUGUUCUGAUUCUAGGUGGCUAUUUUUUAUUUAAUUAUUUUUUUGGUGUGUUUUUUUUUUUUCAGUCAGAUGAUACUUUAGAUGUUUUAUCUCCAGCUCAUUUAUAUUGAACUUUCCUCACAUGCAGGAGGCUCCUGCAAUAUCUAGCAAGCUUAUUAAAAGAGCGGGAGAUACGAAACUCUAAAGUAAACAGACGAUGCAAUAAAGGAAGUGUAACAUUAGAUUUCAUGAUUUAUACACCAAAACUGCUUCAUUAAGCUUAAGUUGUUCGGUUGACUAUAGUGUCCCUUUAUGUCUUUAUAUUAAAAGAUAAACCAGAAGUUGAACAAUGCCCCCCAGCCCCCAACCAUGUUUUUGUUUACAUAGUUGGAUUUACCUACAUACUAUAGCCAUUGAGGUGGCCAAUAGUAGUGGGAGUUUGAAUAGAGGGCUUAUUUCUGUGUGUUCACUUCUUCCUUGUGUCUGAAGAGAAACCAGCUAUAGGAUUGCUGAUGAUUGUGAUUCUUACAUUACUGAUAUUUUGAUUAGGAAAAAAAAUAGGCUAAAGGGACACUCCACUGCCGACAUUAAAAUACAUUUAUUUUGUUGUCGAAAAACCCCCUUGCAAAAGCUGCAGUUCUCUUGUUUGCUGCCUUUGCAAGCCCUCCCCUUCUAACACCGCCCAGGCUUUCUGUUGCUGGCCAAUCAGACUUCCCAAUGCAGCUCCAUGAGAAGUCUUUGCAGUGCAGGAGCUGUGAGCAAUUGCUGCCUCUUGAGUUUAGUUCGACUGAGCUUAAACAAACCAGGGACCAAGUAACAGGGCCAAUUAUCUGACAGCCAUGAGGGAGUAACAAAGUUAAUUUAUAAAAGUGCCAAUUUCUGUUGACACCUGCACUUUUUAUAAAAUUGAAAGGGGGGGAACGCACACAGUGCUUUAGGGGUCUAAAGUGUCCACUUUAAAUAUUUUUGUUUUUGUUGUUUUUUUUGUUAAUUGCUUUCGUUCCGACAGUGGAAGACUCAAAGAUUCUACUAAUGUAUGCUCAAGCAUUAAACCUGUAGCAGUGACAGCGAACGCUUGGCACUGUAACAGCUGGAGUGCUGUACAUGGCUAGCCUCUGCCAAAGAGUGGCUUCUGUGUUUGAGCAGGUGACUUGUCUUAGCCGGGCACUGUAACCCCACUGCUUGCAGGUAAACACUUCCAGCUCUGGCUGCAGGAUGGAAAGUUUCACCACAGUCUUUCAGGACUCCCAUUUUAUUGUUUGCUUUUCUCUUUUUCUCAUGGAAAUCUUUUGUUUGAGAUAUAAUACACAUUAUUCCUAGCCGAUUGUGUACACAGCUCUAUAAUUUGCGUUUUCACUCUCCAUGAAUCAAGAUGACCUGGCUAGUAUGGCUAGGAAUUCUCCUGACAAUGGCUUAGAUAAAGGCAUACACAGGAUUCAGGGUUGGCGAAAAAGAAAGCUCUUUUCUUCCCCCUCCCCUCCUCUCCCCCUCCCCAGGUGAAUUGUUGCACUUCUUUAGUGAACUGCAAGAAAAGGCCUUUACAAUUGGUGAUGAUGGCAGCGUGAUGUGAACAGGCCUUCACAUCGUACCUAUAAGGAGCCUAUAAGGCUGAACGUCUGGGAGAAUUCAUAAACAAACAGAGCGGCGAAUUGUUAAACGUAUUUUCCCAGAGUUUCACUCAAUACAGAGGAAUGAAAAUAAAAUCAGCUAAGUCAUAUGGAUCAAAUACUGCUUCUAGGACUCUGGUAUUGUUAACCCUACCCCUGCCAAAAAAAAUAAAAAUCAGAACAGGAAAGGGUGGUUGAAAAAAGAUCUGCCACCUUUCCACUUUCUGCAAAGUUUACCUCUACAACACUUGGGGAUCUACCUUUUCUGUGUCACAGGAAUGGGUACAUUUUAACAUGUGCCCUUCUAACACUCCAAUAGUUCAUGGAUGUAGUUGCCACAAUUGUUGGGGUUUUUUUUGUUUUUUUGUGGGGGUGCGUUUUUUUUUUUUGUUUGUUUUUUUUUUACCUGUAGAUUGCCACCUAUGUUUUUAUUUUUUAAGUAUGUCCUGGAAAUAGAGCACCUCAUGCAAGCAUUCUGUAACCUGUAUUCACAAUCUGCCCUAAAUUGUCCAGCGAUGCCAACACUAAUUUGGGGAGGAUAAAUAUCUUGUGAAAUGCCAUUUGUGCUUGAUGUGUAUCUCUUGGCAUCCACUCUGCUUGAUGAGACGUUCCGAUGGGUAGGGCCUAGUUUUUAACCCUUUGUGUGUUAAAAGCAAAUAUACCGCUGCUUUAAUAUCUGUUCACUAUUACAAUGCCACACUGGUGUCGCGUUGCUUUGUGAAGACUUGCCCUUACCGAGUCUGUUGGCAGAUUGUUUAAUGUUUUUCUAUGUAUUACCCCCCGCCCCGCCCCCAAUAUUCCUCUCUUCUUUAAUAUACGACAAUGUUCUAGUCAUUCUGUGCCAGUGAAAUGUGUAUUUUAUGUACUUUAUGUAUUUGAAUUUCUUUGUCCCAUAAUUCUUCUCUCCAGCAAGUUGCAUAUCCUCAAUUUGCUAUUGAUGUGCAUUUUCCUGCCGACUCUGCUCAAUUGUGUUUGCCAUCUUAUUAUCUUCCAUUAUGUUGCAAUUUAUGUAAAUAAUUUUGGUUUUUAAAUUAACGAGGAGCACUCGUCAUAAGAAAUGGUUAAUGAGGAGUAAAUUUACACCUGCACAAGGAAAGUCUGCCAGAAGACGAUGUCUGAAGGAUUAGUUUAAACAAGUAAACACAGAUCUUUCCCUGUGCAAUGCAGAGUAGACUCCAUACUGCUCUGUGUUUUGGGCCUGGCUGGCGUGCUACAUUAAACCUUUGAUACGUAUCCAUACCUUCCAACUGUCCCUAUUUAAGCGGGACAGUCCUUAUUUGUGGCCCAAAUUCCACAUUUCUAUCCUAAUAUCCUUCUUUUUUAGGAGAUCCAUGUUGUUUUUCUUUAAAGGAACAUGACCGACACCUUUAACAACUUCAUUCAAAUUAAGUUGUUAUGGUGCCACGAGGUCCUUGGUGCGGGCUCUUCUGUAGAAGUUAAACUGUUCACAAAUGGUUUAAACCCAAAAUAUGUGCUCCAGCGAUGGAUCUUGCUGCCCCCCUGCACUUCGGUUUGCAUAAAAUCUUCAAAAGGGAAAGGUAGGGCUGUUGUAGACAGGGGCAAUGCAGAUUGGCUGAGAAUAGUCAGGUGACACUCUCAGCCAAUUAAUGGCUCCCAAUUCACAAAAACGCAAUGUAGAUUUCUAAAGCCAUUUAAGAAUGGCGCGCCACAGAUUGACUGAGCGCGUCGGCUGACUGUUCUCAACCAAACAGGUGUUCCCCUGUCAGUGGCUGCCUUUUAAGCUUCCAUUUUGAAACUUUUGAGCAAAUGGGAGGGGGCAGAAAUAAUCGGCACUAAGGCACAGACUUUAAAAUUUAAAUAGCUUGUGAACGGUUUCAAGUUGAGCCAGAGCUAGAGACAUCUUGGAACCAUAACACCUUAAUUUCAAUUAAGUUGUUAUGGUGCCUGUCAUGUCCUUUAAAGCUGCAAUAAACAUGUUUGAAAAUCCGUUUUUGUAAAUCAGAUACAUUGUCCCCAUUCUAUAUUGCGUUUUAGUUGCAUAAAUUGUUAUGAAUAAGUCACCUAAAAGUUCACAGAACAGCCUGACCCUGGCCACACCCCCGCUUACACCCUUAAAACUAAGGUGUCCUCUUUGCCCAUUUGAAAUGCUGGGAGCUAGUUGUAUCUCAUUUCACGAUAUGCAAGUUUGGUUGAGUCUCUGCCCAGACUGGCAUACAGUAUAUAAUGUUGCACUAGUUAUUUAAUGAGCUGCUGAGGAGGGGAGAUGUUUGCAAUCUAGGGGGGGCUUGUUUUAUGGUACCUGGUAUUACAUGGUAACCUUGGUAUUUACAGGCUCAAAUUCAGAUUGUUUUUGGCCACCCUCACUAAGUCUCUUUUAUUGUCUUCUCAACCUUUGUGGGUAACGUUAACAUGCUAGUGUCAUUGACUGUAUAUCAGUGGGUUUGCAGAGUUUUUAUGGGGUUAUAAACCUGGAGUUGCAUAGAGCCAACACGGGAUUGGACAUUUUUAGCCCAAUAUAGCAAUGUGUAAGAUAACCCCUCUCACCCACCCCCUCAAUUCAGCCUUUGUGGUUAAUAUUUCUAUUUUUAAUGAACUAGGUAAAGCUACAGUGAUAUUGUACAGCGCUAUGGAAUUUUCUGGCAUUAUAUAAAUAAUAUUAAUAUUUACCAUGGGAACAUUGCAUGGCUUGGGAUAAUUAGGCAUCAGUUUUGUUCUUAAAGGUAUAAUUUAAUAUAUUAGAAGUUCAGAUGGUUAAUACACCACCAGUCUAUAGUAGCACACAGUAUCUCAAAAGUGAGCACACCCUCACAUUUUUGUAAAUAUUUCAUUAUAUCUUUUCAUGUGACAACACUGAAGAAAUGACACUCUGCUACAAUGUAAAGUAGUAAGUGUACAGCCUGUAUAACAGUGUAAAUUUGCGGUCCCCUCAAAAAAAAAAAAAAAACCUCCACGCACAGCCAUUAAUGUCUAAACCGUUGGCAAGAAAAGUGAGUACACCCCUAAGGGAAAAUGUCCAAAUUGGGCCCAAAGUGUCAAUAUUUUGUGUGGCCACCAUUAUUUUCCAGCACAGUCUUCACUGUUAACCCCUUAAGGACACAACUUUUGGAAUAAAAGGGAAUCAUGACGGAAUAUUUCCGUCAUGUGUCCUUAAGGGGUUAAGGGCAUGGAGUUCACCAGAGCUUCACAGGUUGCCACUGGAUUCCUCUUCCACACCUCCAUGACGACAUCACGGAGCUGGUGGAAGUUAGAGACCUGAAAUGACCUGAAACGAACUGUGCAUUUAAAAAAAAAAAAAAAAAAAAAUAAUAAUAAUUUUAUUAGCUCUUAUUUAGUAAGUAAGCCAUUGGAUCACCACCUUUUGUAUCACCGACAUAUUCUGCAGCACAGGACACAUUCAGUAAAUGCUAUAAUAUGUAAUAUUAAUAGAAAGAAAUGGAGGCUGCUUUUAGAAGCCUAUCAAAAUAGAUUUUACUAGUCCCGUAGAAAAUAGCGGUGAUUAGCAUGAAGUGAGCUUUGUGUGCUGAUCAAAAAAAACUUUUUACCAAGUCUUUUAUAUCUAUCAUUUUUUGUAAACUUUUUUUUUUUUUUUUUAUAUAUACCUAAUUGUUUCUUUUUAAAAAAAAAAUAAUUUUUUUUUUAACCUUAAUUUUUUGACCGUGAAAAGGUUAACUCCUGGCACUGCGUGUCGCCUACUCGUUGCCUCCUAUAUUAGCAGCUAAUUGGCCUGUUAACGUGACUGUGUACAUCAAGGACUGUAUUUAAAGGGAUACCACAGUAAUGAAACACCCAAUUUUAAAGCAAGGCGUUGUCUGUUUUUGUGGUAUUAAAGGUGUAGGUAUGUGGCUUCUAUUGAGAAAUUGCAAGGGAGAGGCAAGAGAACAGCAUUGGUUAGGGGAUUGGAAGGCUGUGUAAUAAGUGAUGUUGUUAUAUUCUAUUCUAGUCAUAUGUGCGGAUCAUUUUAGAUCGGUUUGUAAACUCGAGAAUGAUUCCAGAUAAUCUCUUUCUAUGAGGUCAGAUAUAAAGUUCAACUCCUGGAGAGGGGAGGAAAUUCUGCAGCACUUUAGUGCAAUCACCUUGGAAACUGUUUGUUUAUUGCUUUUUAUUCUCCUUUUCAGAACUUUUUUUGCCCAGCUUGAUGUUUAAAUAAUUUUCCUUUACUUUAGUCUUCAACAUGCAAAACUUCAGAUUUUCUAUACUUUUCUAAUUCGGUACUGGUUGAUUAAUUAAAUGACCACAGAUUUAUUAAGUCACUUGGGUUACGUAGGGUGUAAAACAUCUCGGUUCUUAACAGACUGUGUUCUGGGGAUCCUAAACUAUUAAAGCACCCCAGCACCUUUAACUGACUGUUUAAAGUGACCUCUUCAAUCUGUGCUGCUGGAAUAAGGAGAGUUGCCUUUUUUUUUUUUUUUUUUACAGCUUUUAAAUCCAUCUUCCCAGCUUUCUAUACAAACUCCUUUCAUAUCAAGUUAAAUUUUGAAAUACAUAUUCAUCCAGGGGACAGCAUUAUUAUUCCCUUAAGCUGCAGAUCGUAUAAAUAGAAUUGCGAAUAAAAGUACCCACCAUUAUUAUGUUUCUACGGAAUGCUUACAUUUCCUUGUAUUGAUGAAAUGUGAUUCUCUCGUUCCCUCUGUAGUAUCUACAUGAAAUACAACUCUUAUUUAUUUUCCUAUUAUGCACAAACCCAUCUAGAAUUAAACAGAAACUUCCCUGAAGUUAUAAGAUGGUUUCAUUGCAAAAACUAUAUUUCCAGUUAACUGAUUGGCUGCUGAGUUUGAUUAAAAUGUAAUCUUAUAUGGCUUUAACCUGCUUUUGACUAUAGAUGAACGCAGCUCCUGAUUUGAUUUAUUCAUUUCUUGAGGAUAUUUUAAAGACCAGUACUCUACUGGGAGGGUUUUAUUGAGAGGUUUUCUCCUGGAAUAGAUGUUAACUAGCGUUACUCACAUAAUCAUCAUCAGAAAGAUUAAAGGUGCAGUUUCCCUGCCGAGAAAAGCAAGUACAACUUGUGACAUGUGAGCACGUUUGACAGUUCAUUUGUUUGGUUAUUGCUCAGUCUCAUUAUGAAAAUGACUUAAUGGAGUUUCAGUAUCCUAUCGCUCAGGGAUGAAUACUCUUAAUUGCAUGCUUUCAUCUGCUUAAGAUACUCGAAGAUGUUCUGUGUCUCUGGAACUCUCCAAAGUGAUCAAUAUUCAGAAUUUAACUUGAGCUCGGCAGGUGGAUUGUUCAGUAUGGAUAGGUCACUUAGUACCCAUACGUUUCACUGUUUGUACCUCCCAAUGUUUUAAAUAGACAAAGAGGGACACUUUAAUUUUAGGGGUGUGAGUAGGGGUGUGGCCAGGGGUGGGACAGUCCUGAGAUAUUUUAGUGGACUUACUAAUCACAAUUUAUGCAACUAACAUGUGAUUUAGAACAAGAACAAUGUAUCUAAUUUACACACUGAUUUCUAAACACCUUUAUUGUAGUCAAAGACACAUUACUGGGAGUAUUAUAGCUGUAGAGCUCUGUAUUACUCAGACACACCAAUAAUGUGGAGCUCCUGGAAAAGAGGGAAAUUAUGAUAGAAAAGAAGGACUGAGAUUUUGGCCCACAAUAAUGACUGUCCUUCCUAAAUAGGGACACUUGGGAAGUAUUGUACAAGAUGCUGGGAACUUGUUUUGCUGGGUAUCCGUUCUGACAGUCCUUGCUUUGCGGAAUCUGUCUUUUAAGCAUGUAUGAGAUGUAUACAGUCUGCAACCACAUGCAAGUAAACUCUCUUUGGAGGUCCUACAACUAUGGCAAGUGGGCUGAGAACCUUGGUGUACUUUAGUUUUCAUUGGUUGGCCAGCUAUAUAGGACUGAUCUGUAUUUAAGGUACAUUUCUGGUUGAAGGGAUCAUGUGACAACUCAUAAAAUAUAGCGAUAUUUUAUUUAAAAAAAAUUAUAUAUAUCUCCAAAGACAGAGGUGUAACUAGAAACCAUGGGACUCCGGUGCGAAAAUUGCCCUGGGGCCCCCCUAUAUGUCCCUGCCGCCCUCUCCUCCCCCCCCCACAUACACAUGCAGACAUACAGGCACACAGACACACACACACACUCACAGAAACGGAUGCGACCAUGGUAGGUACGCCACUGUCCAAAGAUAAGGUUGCACUCACGGUCUUCAUGAAAUCCAAAAAUGUGAACAUUUUUUAAACAAGAUCAAUGUUUCAGUCCACAUGUGGGACUUUACUCUGGAUCAAAAGAGAAAGUGUUUAAUAAAAAAAAAAUAUAUAUAUAUAUAUAUAUAUAUAUAUAUAUAUAUAUAUAUAUAUAUAUAUAUAUAUAUAUAUAUAUAUAUAUAUAUAUAUAUAAUAUAUUUUUAUAUUUUCUAUUUAGAAUGUUUUCAGCGCCAAGUUUUGUUUUUGUUUGUGCUGUCAUCCAGAUCGUGAACACGCUGAUGAGUUCUGUAUAGUUUCAGUUACAGGAAAAAAAGGAAUGAAGAAGAACCAGGUUAUUUUGAUUUUUUUCUUUUUGCUUUUGUUGGGCAUCCAACAAAGAAUCUUGUUAAACGAGCUGAAGAUGCUUGCAGCAUUGUUAUUUAGGGUUGGGCCUUCAUUAGGCCAAUGGCGCUACACCUGUAAAUGUCACUUCCAGAUGACUCCACUAACCAGUCCAACCACUUUUUGAAUGUAAUACAAAGGACAGAUUGGUAUCUCCACAUUUCUUAGAAUAGUGAUUCUAGAUCAGAAUUAGAUUUAUUUUAUAUUAUGUAGAUUUUAGAUCUCUGAGAAUAUUGUCUUGAGCCGUGUUCAGGAAGUGACCUACGUUUAUUGAGAAUUAUUAUACAUUUUCCCAAUAUGUGCUAUUCAAAUAAAUUCUAACUUUGCAGACUUGGAGGGUUAAUCGGUAGAGUGAAAAGUCAAUUCAUUUCAAACUUAAGACCAAAAUAGUCAAACUGGAAAAAUUCUCUGCCUAAUAUUUAAAAUUCUCUUUGAAUUCUCACUCCAGUAAAUAACCCUGUUGGUGUCAAUCAGAGCUCAGACUCUAUGGCUGAUCCUGCUGUAGUCAUGUGAACACACUGGGGACUAGUUCUGGUGGUUUGAUGGAAAUGUUUUAAUGGCGUCUCCUUCCGUAAAUUCUCCCCUUCUUAAUAUUUGCUAAAUAGUUUUAAUAAAAUUGGACGCAGUGAUAAAAGAAUAACGAUGAACACCAAGAAAUAUUGAAGUUUGACCUGUGGGGAAAUUCUUCCUCAACUGUAUUUUGAAUUCUGCUAUUUUGGUUUAAAAUUCAAAAUUAACUUUGAACUCGCGUAAUGCUGGACAGCGCACACUACAAUGAUAAAAUUAAGGGUUAAUGGAACCAGAGAGAUUUCCUUAAGUGUGCAUUUACCUCGAAGUGCAGAGUUUGAAGGAAUUUUGUCUCCCUUGAGCUUCAAUUACCACAAUUGCUACUGUUUAUAUAACCCCAACAUAUUCUGCAGCACUGUACCUCCACCUCAGGGCACGUGCCUGCAUCCCACUGAUGGGAGUCGGAGUCCGAGCUAAAAAGUGUGAAUUUAGACUAAAACUCUCAGCAUGUCUCGUGCCUCCUCCUGCCAGCGUUCUGGUGAUCUUAAUUAGUACUACAAACGUCCAGAGUUGUACUAUUUUAGGCUGCUUGCAAAACAGGCAGUGCCUCUCUGACUGCCUUCUAAUCCACGAUUUCAUCCAGUCUGCUGGCUCACUUUCUCACAGCAGAUACACCAACUCAUAGACUUUAAAUUGAACAGGCGUCACAUUAGUUUUGUUUUCAUUUAGUUUUUAUUAAAAUUUUCCUAAUUGCUUGCUGACUGUGCAAAAGGUAAUAGUUGUUGGAGAGAUUUUAAAAAUAAAAACUGUAGCUGCCUGAAAAACAACUGGUGGACUUCCCACAUAAUUAAUGCAUUGUGCAGUAUUCUAAGUGAUCAAGUUUGAGCCUCACAGGUUUUACAGAUUUGUUUUUGUGUUUUCUUUGAUAAGGUUGUGUGCGUUUUUGUGGUUUGCUAUAUUUAUUUUUUAGUAAGUUUAUUUUAUUUAUAAAUGUCUGUAUUACAUUUGUUGGUAAACAUCAAUGAUGGCUUGUGUUUGUAUUUAUUUUAUUCCAGGAUCAUUUACUAUAGUGCAGUUUGGUUUUGUGUCACUCUCGUAGAUUUCCAAUGUACAGCCUCUAGGGGGCAGUCUUAUAACCCUAAACUGCUGAAUGUGUGCACUCAUGCUUAGCCUUCUACUUAUGAAUGAGCAGUUGACUUCCAGAUGUGGGAAAAAAAAUUUUUUACUAGAUUAAAAUUAAAACGUGAUGCUUAUCUUAGUGAUUUAAAGCUCUCCUGUAGUGUUUUAAAAUGUUAAUAACUACCUCCGCUACUUACCAGCUUUCUGAAGUUCGUUACGAGGGUGCAGUUUGUUCUGACUCCUACCUGGCUGUUUAUUUUAAGUUUUAUAAAAAUUGCAAUGUUUUAGAACUAUUACUGCAUCUGCCUCUUUAACGCCAUGGGUUGUUCGUUCUCUCUGGUUGGAUACCUGGCUAGUUCUGGUGUUGUCUUAUUUAUGUUCCUUUUACCAUAUUUUGUAGGUCUUCAUAUCUGUCAACUGCCUGAGCACAGACUUCUCCUCUCAGAAAGGUGUGAAAGGUCUUCCGCUGAACCUGCAGAUAGACACAUACAGCUACAACAACAGGAGUAACAAACCCGUCCAUCGAGCAUUCUGUCAGAUCAAAGUCUUCUGCGAUAAGGUGAGCCCAGCUCUGUGCCCCAUGAUGUAAGUGGUGCUGACUUUAUGGGUGGAGUAAAUCGCAGGCAUCCUCAUCAGAACUCACCAAAAGCAAAGGAUGAGGAGACAUUAAGGUUGAACAGGUGUCUUAAUGAAAUAGACAGAGCCACCAAUUCACUCUCCUGGGCCAAAGCAGCGAUAUGCUAAUGUUGCAGCCUGUCCGAAGAAGGUAGGUGUCGGUCUGGUGUGAAUGCGGGACUCAUGCUUGCAUUCCCAUUAAGGGUGGACCGAGCUUGGAGCCAUAUUACAGCCCUCUCUGCAUCGUCCUAGUGCCCAUAGCAUGAGUGAGUCUAAUUAUAUCCUCGUGCUAUGAUUUCUGGGAACAGCUCUCUGGUGCCCUCAAAAGUGGGACACUGGAGAACAAAUCCAGGACGAUCGGACAGGAGCCCAUGUCAGGAUUCGGUACAGAUUGGAGACUUGUUAUAAUACUUUGUGAAGUGCCAACAUUUUCUGCAGUAUUCUAAAACAUAUGUAAAAAAAAAAAAAUAAUAAUAAAAAAAAAAUUAUAAAUAUAUAUAUAUAUAUAUAUAUAUAUAUAUAUAUAUAUAUAUAUAUAUAUAUAUAUAUAUAUAUAUAUAUAUAUAUAUAUAUAUAUAUAUAUAUAUAUAUAUAUAUAUAUAUAUAUAUUUAUAUAUAUAUAUAUAUAUAUAUAUAUAUUUAUAUUUAAUAUUAUACUCCGAGACCAGGUAUUCUCAUAUAUGGGAGCAGUUUGUCAAGUGACUUGUACAGAAAACAAAGGAAGGCUGCUGCUAAGGAGGAAUAAAAAAAUUUCAGCCAAAUGAUUUUCAAACUGUGGAUAGCUGUCAUAAUUAAUACUAGGUGCCACGGGCUGUCGUGAUGUUUCGUGUUGUGGUGUAAAUAGACUAUUCUAUUUAGGCAGUGGUAGACAUUGCCGAUCAUCAGAUAUUAUAUUUUUUUUUUUUUUUUUAUUCCUCCUUAGCAGCAGCCUUCCUUUGUUUUCUGUACAAGUCACUUGACAAACUGCUCCCAUAUAUGAGAAUACCUGGUCUCUGAGUAUACAACCUAUAGCUCCACUGGACCCAAGCAGCACAUUGAGUGGCUUGUAAUUUUCCAACCCCUUCCGAUCUGUAUUAUUGCCAUUUAUAUAGCGCCAACAGAUUCCGUAGCGCUUUUCAAUAUUAGAAGAGGGGGGGAUUUAACUAUAAACACUUAUAGGACACUUACAAGAAAACUUACAGGAGCGAUGGGUUGAAGAGGAUCCUGCUCAAAAAAGCUCAGUCUCUAGGAGGUGGGGUAUGAAAGACAUUAGGACAGGAAUAGCCAUUAAAUAAGGUCGGAGUGAAGCAGAGCUGGAGGAGAGAGUAGAGGGCUACCCUGUAGGAGAGAGCAGGAGACCGGUAUGUGAGGUAGAGGUUACUCUGGGAGGCCAUAGGCCUUCCUAAAGAGAUGGGUUUUAAGGCUCUUCUUAAAAGAUGCAAGACUAAGGGAGAGUCUAAUGGCGGUAGGCAGGCUGUUCCAUAUGAAGGGAACCGCUCGCGAGAAGUCUUGCAAGUGUGUGUUGGCUGUACGGGUGCGAGCAAUGGACAGGAGAAGGUCAUGGGCAGAGCGGAGAGACCGAGAAGGGCCAUUCCUAUAAGAUAAGAGGCUAGAAUUGGUCAAUUCUUUAUAGGUAUGGGUUAGCACUUUGAAUUGACUCCUAUAGGAUACAGGAAGCCAAUGUAAGGACUGACAGAGGGGUGAGGUGUGAGAGGAGCGUCAGAAGAGGAAAAUCAGUCUGGCGGCAGCAUUCAUUACAGACUGUAGCGGGGCAAUAUGGCUCUUGGUAAGACCAAUUAGGAGAAGGUUACAAUAAUCCAUGCAGGAAAUUACUAGAGCAUGGACAAGCUCUUGAGUAGCGUCUGCCGCUCCUGAGGAGCACGAGGACCUUCUUUCUGCCAGGGGCAUUUCACUCUAAGUCCCCUCUCAUGGUGGAAUAAUAAGGGUGCUGUGGAUAAACUGGACAUAUCACGCUACUUCCCACAUUAGAUUUCCUGGAGCUAAUGUCACAAUCCUGCUCCCUCUCGGUUGGGAUAUAGGAGGCAGAUAUUUGGUAUAAAAAACAGGAUGUGUGUGUGCUUGAAUCAUUACAUAAUUGUGUGUAGCUAAAUGCAAGUUGCAUGAGAGUGUGAAUGUAAAGAAGUUGGAGAUGGAGGGGAUAUAGGGAUGUCAGGAGAUAGGAUUUUGGAAGUCGGUGAUGGGGCUGCACAGUGUCUUGAGCUGGCCCUAAUACAACCCUGGCAAAGUGUUCAGCAAAUGUAUGAACUAGCAAUAUCAGAUGAUGGGCUGCUUGCCAUAUUCUUGAAGUUAAGCAGCACCACCUAGUGGCUAGUGAUGAAACUGGUUGCAUUAUCACUUUGCAUUCGUAGGAAUAUGGGCAAGAAUAGGUAUUCAAGCCCUUUUUAAUGAAGUUAUAGCAAAAUGUACAGGACCAACACAAGUCUACAUUUUUAUUACUGUUACAGUCCUGAUAUGUUAGAUGUUUUGAAACAUGCACCGGUUUUAUGAAAUAUAAAUUUUUAUUUUAUUUAUUUUUGUGUGCCGUGACUUGCUGCUUCAAUAGCAUUGUCUUGUUUUCUAAUAACAUGUCUUGUGUUCUUUGUUUUCCAGGGGGCUGAACGUAAAAUAAGGGAUGAGGAACGUAAGCAGAGCAAACGAAAAGGCAAGUUUUCUGAGCCCAUCUCCCACAUCACUACUUGUAAGUAAAAAUGAUUCAGGUCUUCGAAAUCAUUUCACUUACAGAGUAUGUGUGUGUGUGUGUAUUGGAACGUUUGUGUGUCUGUGUGGAUGUCUGUGUGUGGAAAAAUGAAUCAGUCUUGACGAUCUUGAGUAAUCCUGUGCUUUCCUAUAGAAAAGCAUUGGGAGGCUGACGCACAUUCCCUAGCCAAUCAGCAUCUCCUUAUAGAGAUGCAUUCAAUCACUGUAUCUCUAUGAGGAAUGUUAAUCGCCUCCAUGCAGAACGUGGAGCCGCUGAAUGUUGGUACGUAAGACGAAGAAGCAGCUUUAGUUGCAGUCUGAGUGACUGCCAUUAAGAGCUUUUUCCAGGCAGCAAUGUUAACACUGCCAUUUCUCUGAAAACAUUGCUCAGCCUGCCGGGACUGGCUAUAGACGCCAAAACCACUACUUUAAGCUGUACUGGUUCUUGUGACUAUAGUGUCCCUUUAAUCAAAGGCCCGCACGUCUCUGUUGGUGAUGUAGUAGGGGUGUCUCUCUCUCUGUGCUCCUGGGUCCCUGUUACUGGGGUAAUGGUGCGUGAGGACAUCCAACGAGUCCAGUAAAACCAGAUUGAAUUGUAUUUCUGGAGGUUGUUUGAACAGGACGACAUAAGCUCUUCUAUUAAGCGUAUUUCCUCCACGCUAGUGUAAGGGACUUAUUUUUUUAAUUAAUUUGCUGAUGUCUGUAUUUUUCAUUUAAAUUCAACAAUUUUCACAUAUUGAUAGGAAUCGUUUCAACAACAUUUAUUUGUUUGCUUAUUUUUAUUUUGUGGGGUAUUUUUUUUUUUUUUUCUUCUCAUUUAAGGAAACAUUAUGAUAAAAAGUAGAAAGUGAUUAAUUGUAUUCAUGCUUAUUGGGCAAUUAACCAGUCAUGCUAACUUUUUAUUUUUUUAUUAUAUUCUCAAAAUCUAAACUCCAUAAAUCCUCAAAGAGAAACAAUCUCUUUUCUCAAAUCUUUUUAUAUUCUCCAGUUUCCAAUAUUGAAUGUUGUAUUUAAUACACACAUGUUCAAGAACCAUCCUUGCCUAGAUAUCAGUGGGAGCAAUCUGUCAAGUGGCAAAUUGCAACAUAAUGACAAAGAUAAUGGACAUCCUUCAUACAGAGCAAGUUUUUAUAUACAUUUGGCGAAAGCACCAGAGACUUUAAGGGGUCAAGGAUAGGAAUAACACGUGAAUAGAAUCCAUCAAUGAGAAUAUUUGUGUUUUUAUUGGUAAACGGGUUCAUAUUCAUUUCUGCUGAUACAGUUACUCUCCUGUUUAUUUCAGCUCACAUGUUAUUACAAAUACAAAGUGUCUGUAGUACUGGAGAAAUAGAUUUUUCUUUAUGUUGAUGUCAAACGGUUCGAUGUGUGAUGCAAUGCUGCUGAUUUUCUGACAGAGGGCAGCACACACUUACCUCUUGCUAUUGUCUGCACCUAAAUACAAGAGUCUAAUCAAAUCAAACAUUCUCAUCAUUCUGGUACUUAUAGGGAUAAACAAAAAACGCUUUUGCCAUGUGUAUUCCUAAAACUGUGAAAUAAGGAAUUCAAGAAUUUGAGGCAAAAUUGUGUGUGUGUGUGUGUGUGUGUGUGUGUGUGUGUGUGUGUGUGUGUGUUCGUCUAACUCUGCAAUUUUGGCCCAGAUUUUGCGAUGCUUUUUAACUCCAUAGAGGUCAUGGUUUAAUGAAUACGGUCCCAUGGUCCAGCCAGGCUCCUGCAUCUCUCGUAGCUGGUACAAACCUUAAUGACCGUCUCCUUCCUUUUAUGUUGUGCAGUUCCAGAUGUUAAAGGGGGUCUGCUGCCAUCACACAAGAGAACCGAUAUCACGGUGUUCAAGCCCAUGUCGGAUACGGACACUCAGCCAGUGCUAUUUAUCCCCGACGUGCACUUUGCAAAUCUCCAGCGCACCACACAUGUAAGGCAUGCUUCGAAACAAAUGUUAACUUCUUUAUAUGCUUUUAUAUUCCUCAUUUUUAAUAAUAUUCUAAAAGUAUGACUGCAUACAUUUUAUUUAUAGAACACAUAGCACGAACAGGCAUACUUUAAAUUAAGGUAGAAAUGGUAUAGUAGGUGUGUGUAAUGAGAUGUAUAUUUUAUACAGGACUUAAAAUGUGUAGAUAUAAGCUACUAGCCAGGGCUAAAUUUUCACUUGUCAAUGGCUAGUGGAUAUAUAAUAUUUCUGUAACACCUUAAUUUUGAUAUCAGAGAGAAAGCUGUAUAUGUUGGUUAUAUCAUCAAAGCAAGCUGUGUCUUUUACAUGGCAAGGAAGCGAUCUUUAUGGAGCUUAUAUAGUUAUUUUCUUACUGUUAUUUAUAAAGCGCCAACAGAUUCCGCAGCGCUGUACAAUUAGUGGAGAAACGUACAAUAUACAUAGACAAAUACAAGAAGUAGGGAGAGCCCUGCCCGUAAGCUGAUUUCUAGCCAUUGGAGCUCUUUUAUACAAAGUGCUUGGCUAGAUGGCCUGUGAGCUUACAGUCUAAAGUAGUAAUUAAAUCUCAUUUACCAAUUUACUCAUGGUUUUCUGUUUGUUUUACAUAGGUGCUUCCAAUUACAGAGGAAAUGGAAGGAGAAAGGUAUUUAUUUAGUUUACGUUUUGAAAAUGAAUUAGUUGGAGAUAUCAAUUUUAUGUUAUGUGUAAUGAGAUUAUAUUGUAUUUUAAAAAAAUAAAAAUAAAAAUACUAAAACAUUUUUUAUUUUGUAUUUUUUUUUUUUUAGUUCUGGAAUGAAGAGGAUGUCAUUCUCUCCUGAUGACGACUUUCCUGCACCUCCUGUAAAAAUACCAAGACCGGAAGAACCAAAGAGAGGUUUGUUAUUUCACAGUUUUAAACCAUCCUGUAAUGCAGCAGAAUCCUGUGUUCUCUGCAGAGCAAGCUAUAGUAUAACAAUGUACAGUAUUGUACAUUAUUCACACUAACAAACCGUUGCAGACAAAGUAGUUAUGCUGGGAUUUCCGUUGCCCUGUCCCUUUAAACCCCAUUUAGUAAUAUUCUCAAAGUCGGCUAUGUUUCUAGUCCAGCUAUAUUGGUCUAAAAUUUGGAAUUCACUUUCAGUUAACUUUAAACUAACUUUAUUGUGACCGCCUGUUGACAUUUGACAACAACUAUGUCCCGAAGGGAAAGGGGGUACGUACGAACAGCAGUCCACCACAAAGUCUAUGACUUCAAACAUCUAAAAUGCGCAUAAACGAGCCAUUGCAUUAUAUAAACUAUUUAUUUCAUUACGUACCAGUGAUAGAGAAGAGCUGUUACAAAAGUAACAAAUGAGACAAUCCUGACAUUUAUCUGUGUGGUUUCUGUUUUUUGUUUUUUUUGCAGUGUUUAGUGCCCAUUAAAUGUUUAAUGUGGUGAAGUCAUGUUGCUGGGCUAGAUUGUUAUUUAAAUAACAAUGUGACUGGCUUCCUAACCCUUUGUGAAAUACAUAUUAAUAUUCAGUCAGUGGGAGUCGGUUCCUGUCACUGUAUGCCUCUAAGCCACAAAAAGCACAUGAUCACAUGCUCACCUCUAGCUCUGAGACUCGUUGUCUCGCUUUGUUCUCACCAUGACAAUCUCUGCAUGUUCUGCAAAGCUUAACAUUUCCUGCUACUUUCACCUGAUUUAAAAUUAAAAUAAAAACGUAGAAUUUAAAUCUGUCUCUACUGGAGCCAACACCCUGAUUUUGUUUGUACAAGGAUUUAGAGAAGCCAACGAUACAUACAUGGAAUUUAAAUACACUUUUUUAUUAAUCAAAGUAUUGCAGUGGUACCACAUGCUGCAAUCACUGGGUCAGGUGACCUCAAGAUAUGAUGGUGCAGUACAAUUGCCAAUAUGGUUGGUGGUACUGGCCACAAUGCUGAUUGAUUAACUUUAUCACUUUGCAUCAAAAGGAAGUGACUAGAAGUGACUGUCACGUGACCACGAUGCCUUAAACUUGAAAUUCACUUCGAAUUAAAUUAAAGGAACACUAUAUGGCUUGGAAUUCAAAUCUGUAUUCCUGACCCUAUAGUGUUAAAACUACCAUCUAGCCUCCCUGGCCCCUCCUUCCCUUUACUCCAGAAUCUUACCUUUACUCCAGUCUGCUGCUGCAAACUCUGCCCCUGAUCUUCCUGCUCUGCUGACAUCAUCAAAAGCCAUUCACAAUGAUUUCCCAUAGGAUUGGCUCAGAUUGUCAAGGAGGCAGAUCCAGCAUAAGUCAAACACAGCCCUGGCCAAUCAGCAUCUCCUCAUAUCCUCACUGAAUCAAUGCAUCUCUAUGAGGAAAGUUCAGUGUCUCCAUACAGAGGAUGGAGACACUGAAUGACAGUCACACUGUGCAGCACCUUCCCAGAAAGCACCUCUAGUAGACAUCUGAGGAGUGACCACUGGAGGUAUCCCUAGGCAGUAAUGUAAAUGUUGCAUAUUCUCUGAAAAGAUAGUGUUUACUGGAAAAAGCCUGAAGGGGACUGACUAUACUCAUUAGAACAAAUACAAUAAGCUGUAGUUGUUCUAGUGACUAUAAUGUCCCUUUAAGAAGAGAAUGGAGGAGGAAAUUCCAAACUUUGGGUUGAAAUAGCCGAAUUGUAAACUCCAUAUUCUCCACAAUUCCUUUUUUAGGGAACACAGUUUAAAAAUAACUUGCAGGUGAACUUUAAGAUAUUGUCACUUAUUUCUGUUAGAGCAAGAUUAAUCUCUGACUGUUCAUCAUUUGUGAUUAAAUUGUAGCAGUUCUAAAUUACUAGUUUCUGACUUUUAUUAUUUAUUUUUUUGUUUAAAAUAUCUUUUUAGUAUGAUUUAAAGAGAAGAGGAAAUACAGUGCGUUUUUAUGUAUUUGUGACAAGACAAUGCAUUUUAAGCUGAAAGCCACAAUCAAAUCACCAACAAAAAUACAUUAGUUAGAAGAAAAAAGUGGUCCAGGCACUCCAUCAAUUCGAGCAGCUUUAUUGGUCGUGAACAGACAUUGCAACAUUUCGGCCCACAACGGGCCCUUUGUCAAGCUUGACAAAGGCCCCUUUGUGGGCUGAAACUUUGCAAAGGCCCCAUUGUGGGCCAAAUUGUUGUAAUGUCUAUUCAUGUCCAAUAAAGCUGUUUGAAUUGAUGGAGUGCCUGAACCUCCCUUUAUUCUGACUAUAUGACAUUGAGGGAUUGCCAGCCCUUGUUCAAGAGCAUCCUAAUAUGGAUUAUAUGUGUGGCUUCCAUUUUUUAUUGUGGACUACAAAAAAAAUACAUUGGCACGUAAAGUAGGCCAGUACAGGUGAAUUCAUGACUUACGAUCAUGUUAGGAAGGAGUGCACUGCUUGUACCUGUUUUACUUACCAUUAUCAGAGGAACAUAGUUAUUUUAAUGGCUAUCCAAUAAUGAUGAAACAUCAAAGUUUUGGGAUGUUUGUAAUCUACACAGUAAAGAUACACUAAAUGCAACAGAGAACCUUUAAAAUGUUGUUCCUAUAGUAAUACUGUUUGCUACUUUACAUUAUGAAAUCUGGGCUGACCAGUAAGUUUAAACAAUGGAGAGUCUCACUGUUCUAUUCCUCCUUAAUUUGCAGUUUUGCUGUAUGUGAGAAGGGAAACUGAAGAAGUAUUUGACGCACUCAUGCUCAAAGCACCAACCCUGAAAGGUCUAAUGGAAGCUGUAAGUACUACACUAUAUUAGUUAUCUUUUUUUAUGACUUCUCUCAGUUGACCUAACCUAUUGCACUUGGCAUGCCAUAUCCUCUGUUUGCUACUAUAAUUCCUGGUAAAUAAAACAAACUUACAGUUAGUCCUAAAAUAACAAAGUAUGUGAGGGGUGAAUAUAACGCACGCGCACACAGAUAUGGUGGGUCAUAGUCCAGUUCUCCUGGCAAUACGUAUUUGAAAAAGCACCAUAAACCACACAUUAAAAUGUUGAGCAUUUUUUGUGAAUUGAGCAACACUAUCACAGUUAGACACACAACAUUUUUAAAUUGUCAUUAGUUGACUAGUUAUGCCGAUGUUUUGGAUUAAGACUUUAUAGAGGCCAGAGAGAACACACACAAGGUGAAUUUUUUUUUUAUUUAUUUUUUUUUUAUUUAUUUGCGGUGUAAAUCUAUAAUCCAAGGCGGCGUGGUAUCCGCUCAGUGAGCAUGAUCUAAUGCACCAAUUUAGCUUACUACACUCUUAACUGGCACCACAGAGAUGGGUAGAACAUUUAAAAAUACCUAUAAUUUGGGGCUAUUUGGACACCAUUUUCAUGGUGUUUUUUCCAUUGAACUGUAUUUUGGCUUAGUUUCAAGGUGGCCAUAGUGGGUUUACACCCUGAAAUCAUAGACUAUGCUAAGAUUAGACUUGUGUACAAAUUAUUUUCACCUGUGAUGAAAGAAUUAAAUUCCUGUUAUUCUAUGUCCAAACAAAUCCGUCCAUACGCAAUUUGUAAAACUGUUCAAUUCGUUCAGGUAUAGAUUAACAAGAAUUUGACUAAUUUGUCACUGGUGAAAAGGAUUUGUACAUUUUUGUUAACAAAUUCUAGUUAUGUUGAUUAUUCUUUACAAUUCUAAUCUUGGAAAUAUGAACGUAAUGCAACACAUGAUGAAUCACUUUGAUAAUUUACACCAAUCAUUGUAGAGCACCAACUUUCUUGUUUUAAGUAGCUAACAAAAAUGUAAAACUAGGCUAUGUUGGUUAUGAUUUGUAAAGGUUUGCGACUACAAAGUCAACUUUAGUGAUAUUUUUACAAUCUUAAAUCAACCUUGCAGGGCAACAGCUCAAGAUUAAUGACUGGGGAAGACCAACACAUAAAAUACAUUGUCAGACUAACCUUUAAUUUUUUAAUUGUCAUUUUUAUCUUUUUGUAGAUAUCUGAGAAAUACGAAGUUCCUCUUGAAAAAAUUGGAAAGAUCUUUAAGAAAUGUAAAAAAGGGUAAGUAUUACUUUUUUCCCAACUCUUUUUUCCAAGACCUUAAAUGAACUUGAUAAAACAAUCUCUUUAAGCAGAAUAUCUGUAUUUGUGCUACUCAAAAACUCAAAUUUUCACUUUGUAGAUAAGUGUGUGUGUGGUUUUUUUUUUUUGUCUCACAAACUGAAUGCCCCUGUACAUAGGAGUGUAGACACAUGUAAGGGUGUUCCCAUGAACUUCUUAGCGCCUGCUAAUUAGAUUUAUAAGAACGGUCCCUGCCCCUGUUUACACCCUUAUUAUGUUAAAUAUUCUCCUACUCCAAAUUAUAGCUUUUCACUUGGGCCGUUGCGUUAAACCUGCCAUCAUUUAGUUUUCGAUCAGUGCUAUGGGUUCCAUUCGAUUGAAUCAACCAUUUUUAAUAAUUUCUGGGAACCUUCCUUUUAAAAUCCAGAAUGGAUUCAAGUUGGACAGUUCUGAGUGGGAUAGUCUUACCUAUUGUUUUUGGUUUAUUUCCAUAGAAUUUUUUGAUUUUGUACAUUAGUGACAUUUAAAGUGAUUUUAGCUACGUCAAUAAAAGCACAUGCUAAUAUUAUUUUGCUGGGUAAAUAAUGGGAAAAUAUUUCCACCAUUUUUUUUAUUAUAUACGGUUUUGCGCUCCUUCUGCCUUGCAGACUGGAUUGGGUUGUUUGCUGUUGUUCUUGGCAUGUGCUGCCUAUCAGCAGGCUCCCAGCUGAGUAAUAUGACUUCUGACAUUCCCUUACUGCUAAUGCAGUAAACGUGAGGUUUGUUGUGCUGUAAAAUCUGUACAGGUGACCUAGCCAGAGUCAAUCUGUAGAAUCCGUAUAGAAAUGAGGUAUUCACUGUAAGUUACAGUGAUUGGCAGAUUGUUUUGGACCAUGCUUCACCCUUUAUCUAGGAUGCUUUCUGCUAUAUAUAAAAUAGCAUCCACCAUAAAAAAAGCACAUGCAGUUUUAUGCUCUUGCGAGAUAGUGUCUUUGUGUUUUAACUUUGUUUUUGCUUCUAUUAACAAUGGUGGUGAAUUUUUAAAGGGAAAAAACUCUUAUUUUACGGGCACAGUUUUUAUAAUUUCCUCCUUUUGCAAUGGUCUCUCCGCAGAAUCCUUGUUAACAUGGAUGACAACAUAAUCAAACAUUACUCCAAUGAAGACACAUUCCAGCUCCAGAUUGAGGAGACAGGAGGUUCCUACAAGCUCACACUCACAGAAAUUUAAAAAUACAGCGAUUUGCCAAAAAGAACUUUACAGGAAGACUUCACAUUUCCAGCUUGUUCUGCAAGUUUAUAGGUCAACAAUCUUCGGUGUAACCAGAUCUUAGAUACUUUUUCUGGAGCCAAGCUUUCCUGCUGGGAGGAAUGUUACCCACAUGACCAAGCAUUAGAGUUGUGGUUAUACUGCAUAUUCUCAUUCUGGUGGACAUUCCUUGCAGAAGAUAAAAUGGAAUCCUUGUUCAGCUAUACCAUCUCUGAAAUGCAUUGCAGGUCCCCGCGGCAGAGCUGAAAAUCCAAUUCAGUAACGGAAAAAUCUACAAACACAAAUAUAAUUAUCAGCGUACUGUGUUUUCCGAAAUGUUUUACUGGACACCUGUGCCAUAAAGAUCCACCUUCCUUGUCUAGGAAACUUGCGAGGGGAAUGGGGGGGGGGCUGCAAUGUCUCAAAAGGGGAUAUCCCUAAAUGAUAAACGGACACUUAAAAACUGAUUAACGUGAAGAACUUCACCGACAUUUAAAAAAAAAAAAAAAAACUAAAUAUAUAUAAAUAAAAUACAAAAAGGAAACAUGGAUUCUGUGACAGAAUCCAGUGCCCAAAAAGCUGCAUUGUGUAUAUAAAGUGCAAUAUAUUUUGUAGUGUUGUUUUUCUUUGUAAAUGUGUACAUACACAAGCACAUAUAUAAUAUAUAGUGUUCCAGAAUAUGUAUUAAUAUGGUCAUUUUUGUUUUUAGUUUAGAGAAUGAUGCCAAACAAGUUUCUACCAGCCAGGCUACAAUGACACUUUUUAAAAACCUUAGAAUUGUAUUCGAGAGAAAAAUAUAUGUAUGAUACUGUGCCUGUAUUAUUAAGUGCCUUUUUUUUUUUCUUUUUUUUUUUUUAUUAUUUUUAUUUUUUUACUGGAGUGAGAUUUGUUAUGUUUGGGGGGGAUAUAAGGUUAUGUCUCCUUUAUACCUCCAUUUGUUUUUUUUCUUGAUAAAACAGUUUCUAAAGGGAAUGGACUUAGAUGAUUGAGACCAUAGUGCUGCGGCGUCGUUAGCUGUUACUAACCUUCCUCUAUAGGAAGGAGUCCUCAUCAAUUUCCAUUUAAAAAAAAAAAAAGUGCCUGCUCAUAAUGAUCACUUCCUGCUACAGUGUAUUCUGGGAAAUAGUUUUUAUGAAAUUUUUAUAGAAUUUUUUUUUUUUUGUUUGUUUUUUUUCAAUUUACAAUGGAAUGAAUAUAAGAGUAAAAUAUCUUCAUAUCCAUGACAAUGCAAAAUAUGUUGCACUAAUGUUAGAGAAAGGAGGAAAAAAGACAAAUAGAAGUAUAGAUGUAGAGAAGAAAAGUUGUUGGAGAGGAUAGAAACUUUGUCCAACACAAUUUAUUUUCUUUAAAAACUAUUAAUGGGGGUUUAACUAUAUACUUGGCCAUUUAAAUUUCCUUGGCCUCACCAGUAUAUAGAGACAAAGGGAGUAAAGUAAAGAUCUAUUGGCAUUAAAUCUUUUACUGCAUGAAUGUGAUUUUAUUUAAGGGAUGAUUUGUGUAAACCAGGAGUAGCCCAUUCCUGUGACUGCGUUAAACCUACAAUUACUAGGAGUCUUAGCAAAGUCUAACUCAAACAUGGAUGCUGCAUUGCAAUAAUCCUUUUAGAAGACUGUUCACCUUUUGGAAAUCUUUCAUUUGACCGAUGAUGCACAAGAGGUUAGCUAUCAUUGUCAUUUUUUGCUCUUUGGCCAUUCAUAUCUUAAGCGAACUGAUACCAUCUUAUGAAAUGUCAUGGUUUAAUGUCAUUGUCAACAGACCUAUAGUAAAUUUGAAGGGAGGAGAGAAGGAAUUACUGACAGUUUAUUAUCCUCUCUAAGAAAAUUGGCCACGUAAUCACAAUUAAAUGGUUAUACGGCCAUUUUGUGCGGAGUCUGUUUUUACAUUUUUUUGUUUAAGAUAGAUUGUUACUACUGAUGUUACUAUUACUACUGAUAAUGUUGAGUUGAGUUGUUACCAAUUCAUUACCGGGGCUUCCACCAAUUUUUUUAAAAUAUUUUGUUAACGGACGAUGUACAAAUUCUGGAACUUUUUUUUGUAUAUAUGUUUUUGGUUAAUUUUUAAUGUAUGUUUAUAUUGUAUUCAACAGAGGAAUAGGGAAAAGGGUGUUUUUUUUUUUUUUUUUUUUUUUUUUUUACAGCUUCAGGGAUAUAAUUUAAGAAUCCACUGUACAAAUUUAAUUAUUUUUACGUUUUUGUAUAUGUGCUACAGCAUGGUAAAACGAUCAAGGCUGUGAUGGUCAAAUCCAGACAGUGUAUGAAGUUAGUAUAUUAAGUUUUAUAUCUUAAAUAAGGCAUCAUUCCACACUGAAAUACUUUUCUGUAUUCUACUUUACAAAAUAUAAAACUUUUUUUAUAUAUGA